UUGAAAAUCCCAACGGAUGAACACACGGGAUGGACAAAAUAUCAACUGAAAAAUAAUCUAAUAUCUGUCUUAAUCAUUGUGUUAGUUAACUGGUUUACCCUGUCUUCAAAACAUGGAUCUUGGAGGUCUAAAAGUUGGUGUUAAUGUGGAUAUUCAACGCACUGACGGGCGUAUUCACUCUGCAGUGAUAAGCGGGGUGAAUCUCGAGUCCCGCAGUGUUACUGUUGAAUGGUUUGAGAAAGGAGAAACAAAGGGAAAAGAGAUUGAAGUGGAAGCAAUCUUUGCCUUAAAUCCGCACGUUGUCACAAGUGCGCCAAAGCCAAGGGAAUCUCAGUCUGUGAAAGAAGACCCCGAAGAAGAACCUGACCAGGAUCCUGAUGAUGAGGACGAGGAUGAAGAUGAACCUAGUACUAGUGAUAACAAUAAUGCUGAGCAGGACCCCCAGGCCCAGCAGGGGCUGCCCCCCACUGCUAGCUCCCGCCUUGCUCAGCCCAGUAAGAUCUCGCGGCUGGGAGCCAAGAGUAACAAAUCCUUGGGUGGAACUGGCGACCGCGACAAUGCAAGAUCAUCGAAUAAAGUGUCGUCUGCACGGUCUCGUCCCAGCUAUGCAGCACGUCCGGCAGCUGCCCAGAACGGGAAGGUGGACCACUCCAUACCAGUGCAGGAGGGCAAGGAUGAUGGAAAGAAACUCGGGGGACGGCGGAAGUCCAACUGUGUGAAGGAGGUGGAGAUGAUACAGAAGCGGAGAGAAGACAGACGAGCAGCACAGCAGGCAAUCAAGGAGGUCAACGAGAAGAAUUACGACACUUCGGACCCAAACUGGGCUUUUAAUGCAAUGAUCAAUAACUAUCGAGGUAACCUUGAGUAUCGACCAAUCACAUCUUCUGACCCCAUUGAGAGCCACCAAAUCAGUGUAUGUGUCAGGAAGCGACCUCUAACGAAGAAAGAGACGGCGAGGAAGGAGGUGGAUGUCGUCACCAUUCCAAACAAGGAGAACACCAUCGUCCAUGAACCAAAGCUCAAGGUGGACCUCACCAAGUACCUGGAAAACCAGUCAUUCCGAUUUGACUACGCCUUCGAUGAUUCAGUCACCAACGAAAUGGUCUACAGGUACACAGCCAAGCCCCUGGUGGAGUGUAUAUUUGAGGGAGGGAUGGCUACUUGUUUUGCGUAUGGGCAGACAGGCAGUGGAAAAACACAUACAAUGGGAGGAGAUUUUUCUGCAAAAGGACAGCAGGACUGCUCAAAAGGAAUAUAUCUCUUAGCAGCCAAAGACGUUUUCAAACUUAUUCACUCCAAAUUCAAGAAACUUGAUCUGACUGUUGGGUCGAGCUUCUUUGAAAUAUACAGUGGGAAGGUCUUUGACCUUCUAAACAAGAAGUUAAAAUUGCGAGUUCUUGAGGACCACAAACAGCAGGUACAGGUGGUGGGCCUGAAAGAGGAGGUGGUCCAGAGUACGGAGGAGGUGCUUCAGCUCAUCCAGCAUGGGAACAAUGUCAGAACAUCGGGUACGACUUCUGCAAACCAGCACUCUUCUCGAUCACAUGCAGUUUUUCAGAUUAUUCUCAGGAAAAGGAAUAACAACAAGCUAUUCGGAAAGUUCUCAUUGAUAGAUUUGGCGGGAAAUGAACGAGGUGCUGACACGUCAAGUUCUGACAGACAGACAAGAAUGGAAGGAGCUGAGAUUAACAAGAGUCUACUGGCUCUCAAGGAAUGUAUCCGAGCCCUGGGGAAGAAGGGGACUCACUUACCUUUCCGGGCCAGCAAGCUGACCCAAGUACUGCGAGAUUCUUUUAUAGGGGAGAAGUCAAGGACGUGCAUGAUAACAGUGAAGGAGCUGGGCCCAGGGGGUCCUGUGGAGGGGAAACCUGCCGAGGUGGCGCAGUCAGACAACCUGGCCAUUGGCUCCAUGUCUCCACAGAACAGUGACCUGGCCCUACUCAAGACCUCCAAUCAAGAGGAGGUGUCAGAGGAGCUGCUCAACUUCCACCAGGUUGUCAACAAGAUGCAGGAGCAAGAGGAAGAGGUCCUAGAUGAGCAUCGCAAUGUUGUAGAGGUCUCCAUGAAGUGGCUGACUGAAGACAAGAAGCUGGUGAAGCUGACUGAUGAAGUAGACUAUGAUGUGGAAGCAUAUGCCAAGCAACUGGACAUGCUCUUGGCAAAGAAGAUUCAAGCUCUCACUGAUCUUAGAGAAAAAGUGUCAACUUUCCGCCGAGAAAUGCAAGAAGAGGAGAGUCUCAGUAAAAACAUCAAGAGCAAGAACAAGCGCAAGUAACCACCCAUCUUGCUCCUCCCCACGACUUCUUAUGCAUAUGUUGGCAUCAGCGGACCAUGACAGUGAUGUGUCUAUGUGUUGAAACCUAUUUGGUGCAGACUGGAAGUACUUCCUCUCAGAGGCUGUCCAACCACAGGCGGCCUUUCUAAUGUGAGACACUCACUGUGAUACAGGAGAAGCCACUAUUGGUGACUAUCUUGAUGCAAGUGUUUAUUGAGCCUGCUGAAGAAGAUAUGAUCAACUUAUUGUAUGCUGUGAUAAUUUAUUAUUAUUUCGUCCGUGUUUCUGCUGCUGGAUGUAGGUUGGCACAGCUGUAUUUCGAAGUCUUGUUAUGUUUGUGUCGCCACGGUGUUGCAUCUGGUGGGUGGGACUUAUGUACAUUUCAUGCGACUUAUGUACAUCUCACAUAGCUUGCGUAUGUUUCACAUGCCAGGUGUACAUUUCACAAAGCAUGCGUUUGUUUCACAUGUCAUGUGUGUACAUUUCAUACAGCUUGUGUAUGUUUCACAUGCCAGGUGUACAUUUCACAAAGCAUGCGUUGUUUCACAUGUCAUGUGUACAUUUUAUACAGCUUGUGUAGGUUUCACAUGCCAGGUGUACAUUUUGCAUAGGUUGUGUAUGAUUCAGAUACCAUUUGUACAUUUCACAUGACCUCACUUAUAACAUGAGUUAGGCCUUGGCUAUCUAACUUGACUUAUAGGCCACCUCCAUGACAUGGUUGAAGAAUAUGUCGCAGCAUUGUUUACUGUUCCUAGUCAGUGAGUUCUGGAUGUAUAAACAAUGGGCAGAAGAUUGAGCAGUUUGAUCUUAGGUGAUGUCAAAUGAGACAGCCCUGUACAGUAAACUAGCUUGAAAUAUUUUGUAAAUUGAUUUUAAAUGUUAUCCUUGCACCAUGCAUAAUUUAAGGAUUCAUUUAUGUAAUUUGGGACUUGUUUUAACAAUCUAAUAGUUGAAAAAUUCAAAAAAAUUCUAGACAACACAACGAAGGAGUUUCCAAAUCCACCCCUAUAUUGGAUGAGAUCUCCAAGCCCACAUGAAGAACUACUUAACGUAUCGCAUGUCAAAGAAUGUUUGGAAACAUGCAUGAAGUGUGAGAAAUCUGUUUGAUAUGCAUUAACAUGGGGGAAACAUCGUUUGUGUCAUUAUUAUAAGAGAACCAUGUUUACGAAGAAGGUCCCACUUUCAGGACCGACAUCAUCCAGAUGCAACACUGUGAACAGUCUUCAUUCUGUUUAGCAGCAGUUAUUGCCUCACAGAUCCACACCCAGCUCCGUGAAAACAUUGCCACUUGCCUUAAUGCUUUCAGCCACUCGUUUAGAUGUGAGCUACACAGGCCAUACUUGUCACUCUCAUACCAAACAGGUAGUGCUGAUGUGAAUUGGCAUAGCUAUUUUAUUCAUUGCCAUGAGAUCCACACAGUUUAGUUUCUCUGGUGAUGAAGGUUACGAUUGUCUGAAAAUUAUUUUAAGUUAAGUGUGGUCUGAAGUUUUAUUCAGAUAUAUUUCUGCCUGUUUUAAUAUGAUGAAUUUGUGAUGGACAACUUCAGGCAGGCUAACCUGUGGAUUGCUGUGUGAAAUAGAUGUGCUUUGUAUAGAAGUCUGUACAGAACAAUGUGUAUGUAUAGAAUCUCCUAUUAAUCUAAGAUAAUCUAUAUUCUAUCUCCAACUGUCUAUACAUGGUUACUGUUGUCCAAUCAGUCAUGAAGCUUCACUGUAACAUACAAGCCAGGACUUGGCUUUCAUUGCUAUAUUCACUUAUCAUAUGGGAAGGAUUUUGUCAUCCCUUCGUUGCAAGAACUAGACUUUGUCAUUCUUUGUUUGCAAAGGGUAGGCAUUGUCAUUCUUGGUGUGGAACAGCUAGAUAACGUCAUUCAUUGCCACAAGGGCAUACUAAGCAUGCUGAGCCUUGUCAUUCUUUGAUUGCUAGAGGUGGGCCUUGUCUUCAUUUGAUUGCAAGAACUGGGCCUUGUCCUCCCUUAAUUGCAAGAGAUGGGCCAUGUCCUCAUUUGAUUGCAAGAACUGGGCCUUGUCCUCCCUUGAUUGCAAUAGAUGGGCCUUGUCCUCAUUUGAUUGCAAGAACUGGGCCUUGUCCUCCCUUGAUUGCAAGAGAUGGGCCUUGUCCUCAUUUGAUUGCAAGAGCUGGACCUUGUCCUCCCUUGAUUGCAAGAGAUGGGCCUUGUCCUCAUUUGAUUGCAAGAGCUUGGCCUUGUCCUCAUUUGAUUGCAAGAGGUGGGACUUGUCCUCAUUUUAUUGCAAGAGGUGGGACUUGUCCUCCCUUUAUUGCAAGAGGUGGGCUUUGCCCUCUUUUGAUUGCAAGAGCUUGGUCUUGUCCUCCCAGGAUUGUAAGAUCUACAUAUGCCUUGUCAUAGAUUGUCAUUGGUGCUUUCUUGUCAUAGAUUGAUUGGACAUUUCAGUUCCUUGAUUACAUUAGAUAAACCUUGUUUCACUUUGACUGUUGGAUAAACCUUGUCACAUGUCAUUAUGUGUUCAUUACAUUAGAUUGACAGUGAUGUCCACACAAGAGCUAAUCGUUAAUUGUGUCAUGUGAAUGUUGCAAACAUCUCUUCACGGCAUAGCUGAUGAUAGCACCACCCCCUUUAUACGGUGACUGGAAUACGGCCAUUCUGGGAUUUCCUUUUCAGGAAAAAAAUCACCUGUUGUACCCAUUCCUUGAUAAUAAAUGGGCAUCCUAUAUCUGUCUGAAUCUGACAACUUUCUGAAGAUUGUACCUGUGAUUAUAUACAUUUCGAUUUACUCUUAUUUGUAUAUGAUUUUGUUACUCGUUUUGUAACUAGUGUACACUGUAAUAUUAAAGAACAUUUUAUUUGAAAGGAAAACAUUACAGCAAUACAUUUAAGUUGUCUAGUUUGGAAAUGUAUGAAGUUGAUCAUAUUGUGUACUGUUUGUAUGUUCACUAUAGCAUGAGCAUCUACCCUUGGUAUAAAUACACAUUAAUGGAUGUUUCAGUUGGUUGUGCAGAUGGUCUGAGUUUGAAUCCCAUUGUGGAAACUUAGUUCAAGGAUCAUUUCUGUAUCUGUCUGUUUAAUCUCAUGAUUGUGUAUGACAUACUAACGAAGACAGACCUAUGUGAUUUCUUUAUUCACAUAUGUGGGGUAGCCUAGUGGUUGAAGUGUUUGCUCGUCACACUGAAGGCCUGGGUUCGAUUCCCCACAUGGAUACAAUGUGUGAAGCCCAUUUCUUGUGUCCCCCGCCAUGAUGUUGCUAGAAUAUUGCUAAAAGCGGCAUAAAACCAUACUCACUCACUCACUAUUCACACAUGUAUGAUGGUUAAUAUUUUUCUGUCUAAAGUCAAUUGUUCAGAUCGAUGCUCAUGCUGUUGAUCACUGGAUUGUCUGGUCCAGACUCGAUUAUUUAUAGACCGCCGCCAUAUAGCUGGAAUAUUGCUGGCGUAAAACUAAACUCACUCACUCACUUCUGUCUAAAGUGGCAGGUAAGGGACAAAAAGUAACAAACACAAAAGCCUCUUUAUGUAUACAUGUUGAAACAUCAGUAUUUUGAUAACAACUACUGUUUUAUUUUUUUGCAAAUUCAUGAGAGGUGUCCAUGAAACAAGAAAUUAUAUCGGUCUGGCACAACAAUUGCAUGAACUGGUUUCUACUUUUCCUGUUUACCUUCUUGAUUGUCUGAACCUGUCCUGUCAUGUAUGGAAUUCUACUCUGUCAAUACUUCCUUUCCUUUCUCUGAACAUACUGUAUAGUCGAAUAUGACACCUGUAAAAUUGUACAUACUGUAUAACCAAGAAGUAACUGCUCACAAUUUGUGAUGGCCGGUUUGACUGACGUCCAGGUCGGUAGAUCUGCAUGGCUAGCUUCAAUGUAUAGGCACUGUGUACAUGUGUAAUUAUGUAUGAAUGUAAGAUAUAUAUACAUCCCUCCUGAAAUAGACGACUACUUAACAUGCCGUCGGAUGUGACAUUACCCAUGUCGACGGUUUGUAGCCACGUGUCUAUGGACAGUUUGCUGCAUUGCUCUGUGAAUAAUGAUUUUUCUAUUGGUUUUGUGUUCUGUUACAUUUAUGUUUUGGCAUUUUGUAAUGUUAAACUUAUUGAAAGCUUAUGUCUGUGAUGCCAUCUCUAGCAUUAAGGCUUCUGGUCAUCUUCAUCAAAGACAGCUUGAUUAGUAUUUAGCAGAGAUAUAUAUUGACAUUUGAACAGAUAGAAAUUGACACUAAUAAAAUCAUUGAGCUUUUUCA
This is a messenger RNA of Haliotis rubra (blacklip abalone), 6486 nucleotides long. Its product is annotated as kinesin-like protein KIF2A. The transcript has 23 exons. The record is from RefSeq and is a predicted model, not a curated record. Bases 113 to 2275 code for a protein of 720 amino acids. Gene Ontology annotation, biological process: microtubule-based movement. Gene Ontology annotation, molecular function: microtubule binding; ATP binding; microtubule motor activity. NCBI's taxonomy places the organism in Eukaryota, Metazoa, Mollusca, Gastropoda, Lepetellida, Haliotidae.